AACUCGCACCCCCAUUGAACCGCCGCCACCGCUCGCAGCACCCGCACCGGAAUCAAACCACACGCGCCCGCCAUGUCUGCGCCGUCUCUCGCCCCUUAUAUUGUCAAGCGCCCGUGGCUGCAGCGCUGGGUGGCGCCGCUCGCCAAGUGGUACGGCAACGCCGCUGGCUACAGGCAGCUCGGCCUGAGGGCCGAUGACAUCCUCCCCGAGGAGAACGACGUAGUCCAGCUCGCCCUCAAGCGUCUCCCGCCCAAUGAGGCCUACGACCGCGUCUUCCGCAUCCGCCGAGCUUUCCAGUGCUCCGUAUCCCACCAGCUCCUGCCCAAGAACGAGUGGACUAAGCCAGAGGAGGACACUCCCUACCUGAGCAAGAUCAUCGAGGAGAUCGAGGUCGAGAUGAGCGAGCGUGAGGACUUGGAGGCCAUGGUCGUGCAGAAGAGAAAGGCGAACGCCAGCGCCAGCCACUAGACGGGAAGGAAUGUAAAUACGACAAAUGGCACUGACACGGGCUUGGAGGGAUCUGGAGGGAUUGAGCUGUGCAUUAGAGUGUACUAUCAAGAAAUUUCCUAUCGUCAUGUAUUGAACGCUCUCAAAACAUCUCCCCCGCUACCGCAGUAACAGGGUUCACCGCCAUCUUCUGCCGCUGUGAAUCACCCAUGAAGUGAGCUAUUGCAUGUACAACUGCUAUAUGGGAGCACAUGUAAGAAAAGCUACGGUACUGCGAAAUGUAUGGAGC
Molecule: messenger RNA, 736 nt
Organism: Paraphaeosphaeria sporulosa
Lineage: Eukaryota; Fungi; Ascomycota; Dothideomycetes; Pleosporales; Didymosphaeriaceae
Exons: 4
Coding region: 73-468 (131 amino acids)
Biological process (GO): mitochondrial electron transport, ubiquinol to cytochrome c
Source: RefSeq, a predicted model, not a curated record